Verticillium nonalfalfae is the source of this 1272-nucleotide messenger RNA. RefSeq lists its product as uncharacterized. Gene Ontology annotation, cellular component: nucleus. The record is from RefSeq and is a predicted model, not a curated record. The coding region runs from base 1 to 1272 and encodes 423 amino acids. Gene Ontology annotation, biological process: positive regulation of transcription by RNA polymerase II. The transcript has 4 exons. NCBI's taxonomy places the organism in Eukaryota, Fungi, Ascomycota, Sordariomycetes, Glomerellales, Plectosphaerellaceae. Gene Ontology annotation, molecular function: DNA-binding transcription factor activity; transcription cis-regulatory region binding.
AUGCGGAACGGAAAGGCGACAAUAACAUUGCCAGCCCUCGAAAGUUUGGGUUUCCUGUCGCUUAUACCCCCUGGGGCUGUUCCGGCUUCCGAUGAGAUCAACAUUGAACUUUACUUCAAGCGGCACCCUUCCGAACUUCUCAUCGGACAAGAAUUCGUCAGCGAGAUGAACGCCAACGCAUUAUUGAUACUCCAGCGCGACCCAGUACGGGUGGCAGACACUUUGUCGGCCAUUGGUUAUGCGUAUCAGGUCGGCGACAGGGCGGGAUCCUUGCUACCCGUUCUGAAUCGAAGAGCAAGGAUCCUAGCCAACCUUAGGAGCAUGAAGGCGUCGAGCUUUUACUUCGAGGAAGCUCUCUUUCUGCUUCUAGGUCUAUGUGCCAUGGAGCUCGUCACGCUCGCACAGCCAGGCCACCACACCACCAUACCGACGGUUCUGGGCAACGUCUCCUCCCUCAUAUCGCACCACACCUCGAUAGGCGGCGAAAUUUCCUUCGUCAGCCGCUACCUUCUGCGUGCCCUUGCUCGCCAAGACCUAGUCGUUUCCCUCGUCCAUCUCCGUCGCCCUCGCGUUCCGACCUGCAUCUGGCUCGAGACGAACGACUGCACAAAAGCAGACCGUCUUCUCGGCUACACAGCAACGCUCAUGCCUUUGCUUGAGGAGCUUUGCAUCCUCGCAGAGGAUAUGCGCGAACAAAUUCUCCAGCCAAGUCAUUCAUCAGCGACCGAUCAAGCGGUGCUUGGAUUUUCAGCCGCAUCCAUGUCCCCAUCGUCUCAGGAUACCUCAUAUGCCACAGAUAAUAGCCCCAGGUCCUCCGUUUUGGUUUGUUCCAAAGUGAAACGACCAUCAACCAUAACGCCCUCCUUCAAUCCCUCCCCCGAGUCCACCUCGAUUCAACUUCGGGCUGCAUCCCUCUACCAUCGCCUGACAGCCUGGUCUCCUCCCAUCACAGACAACAACCCCUUCCUGACGACCCGCAAAUUUCGUGUCCAAGCCGCAUCCUAUCGCUCCGCAGCCCUCCUCUACCUCCACCGUCUGCAGCACCCCCCUAGCAGCAGCAUCAAUAGCGACGAUGCAUCCCAGCACGCAGUCUCAGAAACUGGAACCGAAGCUGAAGCAGACGCCGCGGCUCUCCACGGCGCGCAUGACGUGCUUCUCUACGCAUCUGGCGCGCCAGCUGCUGAGACGAAGCUUCUUCUCUGGCCCGUCUUCCUUGCGGCCUGCGAAAUGCGCGGAGAAGAAGACAGGCGGGCUGUUAGAGAGCAUUUCUAA